This is a messenger RNA of Styela clava, 600 nucleotides long. The record is from RefSeq and is a predicted model, not a curated record. NCBI's taxonomy places the organism in Eukaryota, Metazoa, Chordata, Ascidiacea, Stolidobranchia, Styelidae.
AUGAGACCAAGAAUUGAAGAAGAGUUGAAUCGUCUCGAAAAAGAAGGAAUAAUUACAAAAGUACCACAUAGUGAUUGGGGAACGCCUAUUGUAACUGUAACAAAACCAAAUGGUCAAAUACGUCCCUGUGGUGAUUUCAAAGUAACUGUUAAUCCAGCUUUGAAGAUUGAUCAAUAUCCAUUCCCAAGAGUUGAAGAACUGUUUGAAAUUUUAGCUGGUGGACAAAAGUUCACAAAAUUGGAUUUGAAAAAUGCUUAUUUGCAAUUAGAAGUCGAGGAAGACUGCAAACAUCUACUCACAUUGAAUACACACAGAGGACUGUAUCGUGUAAAUAGAAUGGUUUAUGGAAUUGCAUCAGCUCCAGCUAUCUGGCAACGGGUUCUGGAACAAAUUUUGCAAGGAUUGCCUAAAGUGGCAUGUAUAAUAGAUGACAUGAUCAUCACUGGAUCAAAUGAUGAAGAUCACCUCAAGAAUGUGGGAAACGUCUUAAAGAGUUUAAAAGAAUAUGGGGUGAGACUGAAUUUAACAAAAUGCGAAUUUAUGAAAGAUCGUAUUUUCCUUCAUUUGGCCAUGAUAUUGAUUGUAACGGACAACAUAUGA